Molecule: messenger RNA, 936 nt
Organism: Dicentrarchus labrax (European seabass)
Lineage: Eukaryota; Metazoa; Chordata; Actinopteri; Moronidae
Product: Fc receptor-like protein 5
Exons: 8
Coding region: 1-936 (311 amino acids)
Biological process (GO): cell surface receptor signaling pathway
Molecular function (GO): transmembrane signaling receptor activity
Source: RefSeq, a predicted model, not a curated record
AUGGAGGUCACAGCUCUCUGCUUCAGACUGCUGAUCAGUGUCUUGAUGGUUCUUGUUGCACAAGUUCAGAACAGCUAUUGUGCUCAAAAAGAUGGUGCAGCUUUUCUUCAUAUUCUUCCAAACAGACUGCAGUUUUUUGAAUAUGAGUCUAUCACUUUUAACUGUGAGUUUGAUGACUCAGCUGAAUGGAGAGUGAUGAGGACACUCAAAGAAACCCCCACAAACAUUUCCAAUUGGGUGACAUCAGCAGGAUCUGGGACCAUUAAACCUGCAUUUUCAUCAGACAGUGGAGAAUACUGGUGUGAAGAUGGAGGUGGACUGAAGAGCAAUGCUGUCAACAUCACCGUCACUGCUGGUUCAGUAAUCUUGGAGAGCCCUGUCCUGCCUGUGGAGGAGGGAGACAAUGUGACUCUGCACUGUCAAAAGAAGAAAAGUCCGUCUGACCUCAUAGCUGAUUUCUAUAAAGAUGGCCUCCGCAUCAAGACUGGCUAUAAAGGAAGCAUGACCCUCUACAAUGUUUCUUCAUCAGACGAAGGACUCUACAAGUGUAACAUCUCUGGAGCUGGACAAUCACCAGAGAGCCGACUGCUUGUCAGAGUCUUUUCAGAACCUCGUGAAGAAACUGAUUCUCAUAGUGAGGAUGAAACUCAUAGUCACUCCCUUAAUCUCCUCAUUCUGCUUUUACUGCUGCCCCUGCUGCUGUUGGUGUUGGGAGUAAUCCACUGCAGGAAACACAAAGGCACAGAGGACAAAACUGAAGGAAGCACCGCCAGAGAAUCAAAAGCCUCCAAAGCAAGAAUCAAGCCAUGUCUACCAGAAGAGAGUGCUGUGUAUUCUUCAGUCUACUAUACUGCAGGAAAUGUGUCUUACAGGCCAGUGAGAGGACACCUGACUGAAGGAAAGAGGCAGCCACAGAGUGAUGUUACACCUUUUUGA